AUGUCGCAUGUGGCGGCGGCUGUGGGUGACCAUCACCUUAGCGAAGGACUACCGGUAAUUCUCUCGCGCCAGGCGUUCACCAGUGACCGCAACUCCCACCUCAUGCUAAUAGACUUCGAGCGCGCGUUCAUCUUCCUGUCGACGGCCAGUCUCCCGCGACUCUUGUCCUCACCCACCCUUGCCAAUAUGGACAGCCUCGACUCCCCAUUCACAAUCGAGCUGAAUGGCUCUCCCAUCGCGAAUAUAGGCAGCAACGCAGGGGACAAGACGCAAGCAAGGACCGGGCCUGAUGCGGCUGUGUUCAUACUCAAGGACGGCCGUCUGCAAUAUGGAGACUGGGUGUUGGGCAGAAGCAAGACCGAGAACCGAAGCAUGUUGCCGAAAGAAGUCUACUGGUUCAAGUCUGGCACAGACGAUGACAAGAAGGCCAAGCCCGUUGCUGCCCAUCAGGACGGCGACUCCAUCCAGCUGAAAUUCGGUGGCUCCUCUUUGAUGUUGGAGGACGACAAGAUCUUCACGGACCUUCUUGGAGACGACCGAACUGAGGUCGUGGUGAAACUGCAGUCAUGACCACAAGCCAGGAACGGCGAUGCGCGUCGUCCAGUGCCAUCGGAAGCACCAGUACAAGUCAGAAUGAAUGCCGUCCGUAGUGUUUGCUGU
Molecule: messenger RNA, 660 nt
Organism: Macroventuria anomochaeta
Lineage: Eukaryota; Fungi; Ascomycota; Dothideomycetes; Pleosporales; Didymellaceae
Exons: 2
Coding region: 1-570 (189 amino acids)
Source: RefSeq, a predicted model, not a curated record